AUGCUUCGGUCCCAGCACCUUCACACCCCAGCUACUAGCUACACACGCAGAAACGUCCGGCCUUCUUUUCAGCGGACAUUCCGAUUCACAGACCACGUUCUCCCUUCACCAAGAUGUAGCUCGACGUCUGCUCCUGCUCAUAACACCCAACCGUUUGACAUCCUCUUCUUCGGCCGCGACGAGUUUUCGUGUACGGUCUUGUCACAGCUUCAUGCUGGUCCGGAUGUAUGGGAACACAUCUCAAUCGUGACGAACCCGGACUCGAAGACAGGGAGGAGAGGUUCUAUCGUGUCGGUAUCACCCUUGAAGCUCCUCGCCGAAUCACUGUCGCUGCCUGUGCACACCAUCCCGCACUCCAAGCCCGCAUUCAGAACGUGGCAGCUUCCGCCACCCUUCUCCAAAUACCACACCCUUCCUUCUUCCGAUGCCUCCAGUUCAUCUACACCCCCGACAUCCCCUGCACGGCACCACUUGCUCAUCACGGCCUCCUUCGGACGCAUCCUCCCCGCUCCCCUCUUACGUGCCUUCGCACCCGGCCGCGCACUGAACGUGCAUCCAUCGCUUCUCCCGUUGUACCGCGGCGCGUCUCCCAUCCAAUACACGAUCAUGAACGGCGACACGCGCGGAGGCGUGUCGAUUAUCGAUAUGAUGGAGCGUAAGAAGGGCAUUGAUGCAGGCGGAAUCUGGGCCCAGGAGGAAAUGGACGUGCGUCCAGAGUCAACAUUCCCCACUCUGCGCGACGACCUCGCUGAGCGGGGCGGCAAGCUGCUCGUCGAUGUUCUUAGGCACAUGCUAGCUGGAACCGCCAAAUCUACCCCACAAGACCCAGUGACCUCCGCCUCCUCCCCACGCGCACCAAGCAUAACAGCACAAGACGCGCUCGUCGACUUCUCUCUCAUGUCGUGCGACCAGAUCAUCCGCCUCGACCGUGGCAUAUCACACCAGAAGCCGCUGACAGUGUACACGCCCUCUGGGCUAUCUUUACAGCUCUCGGGGCUAUGCCGACACGACUCUGACAGGGGUAUUCUGGAGAUUUCGCCUUUGCCCGGUGUCGCCGCUUACGACCCGCACUCGCGCAGCGUGCUCGUGCGCUGCGCGGAUGGCGCCGUUCUGGGGAUUGACAUGCUCCAGGAGCAAAAUCGCCGCGCGGUCCCGGCCAAGGUGUGGUGGAAUGGCGUGCGAGGACGGGAGACAGAUUUUGUCGACGGUAGUGUGCGGCUGAGCCCAGCCCCAACUUCGAGGAGAGAUUGCAGUAUAUCGUACGGUCAAGCAAAGGACUGACUUAAUAUUGUUGACGACAUAGUGGGAACCGGUGUUCCUGUC
Molecule: messenger RNA, 1323 nt
Organism: Coniophora puteana RWD-64-598 SS2
Lineage: Eukaryota; Fungi; Basidiomycota; Agaricomycetes; Boletales; Coniophoraceae
Product: Formyltransferase
Exons: 6
Coding region: 1-1281 (426 amino acids)
Biological process (GO): conversion of methionyl-tRNA to N-formyl-methionyl-tRNA; biosynthetic process
Cellular component (GO): mitochondrion
Molecular function (GO): methionyl-tRNA formyltransferase activity
Source: RefSeq, a predicted model, not a curated record